AAUCUGAUAAUUAACUGGUGAGAGUUAAUUAUCUCACUAACUCUCUCAUUCUCUCUCAACAAUUAGCUUUAAUUGUGACCAACAAUUGAAUUCAAGUUUCAGAAUAAAAAGAAAAUAUCAACUCGAUAAAUUGUCUUAACCUCCCAUUAAACAUUAAUUAUCUUCUACUUUAAUGGUUAAAUAAACACUCUUCUUCUAGCCUUAAUUGUGAAUGUUAAUCAGUUUUAAUUGUCGCAAUUUAAUAAGUGAAAAUAAAAAAUUUGUUUUAAUUGUGAAUUUAAUGUAACCUUUGAACUUGGCGGUUCCUCUCGUUUCCAUGGUUACUUAGUUUUGUUACCAACACAUUUGAAGAUUUGUUUUUAUUUCUGUGAUUAAAUUUGUUAAUAUUUCUAAAUUACUUUUCGUUAAUUUUUUGUUUAAUUAGUUAAUUGUUGACAAUCAGAAUUAAUUUCUGCAUUUUCACUCUCACUAAUGGCUACAUCUAGUAAUCUAUUAUCUUCCAAGAUAAGUGAUGUACAUAGACUAUUAGUUUCUGGUAAAAUUACUCCAACCCAAUUAUGUGAAAUUUGUUUAAAGCGAGUCAAUCAAACUAAACAAUUAAAUGGUUUAAUUACAAUUACAGCGGACGAAGCAAUUUCUCAAGCAGAGAAAUCUAGUCAACGGUAUAUAUCAGGUAAACAAUUAGGAGUCCUUGAUGGUAUACCGAUUGCUGUUAAAGAUAAUUUCAUGACCAAAGGCAUAAAGACAACUUGUGCAUCGAAAAUGUUGGAAAAUUUUAUCCCACCUUAUUCAGCGACUGUAGUUGAUAAAUUAAUCGAAACCAAUGGAAGCCUUUUAAUGGGUAAAACAAAUUUAGAUGAAUUUGCCAUGGGAUGUGGAGGAGUUGAUUCAAUUUUCGGUCCCUGUUAUAACCCAUGGAAUUCAGGGUUACCCUUUCAAGCGAUUGACCCAACAAAUGAUAAGAUUGUCCAUUCAAAUGAAGAGAAUCAUGAUCCUGAUGAAUGGUUCAUAAGUGGAGGUAGUUCUGGAGGUUCUGCUGUUGCUGUUGCAUCAGGAAUUGUUUACGCUGCACUUGGUUCGGACACCGGUGGUUCUGUAAGAAAUCCUGCCGCCCAUUGUGGUAUCGUCGGCUUUAAGCCAAGUUAUGGAGCUUGUUCCCGUUAUGGUUUGGUACCUUUAACCCAUUCCAUGGAUACGGUUGCGAUAAUGGGUCGAACCGUUGACGAUGUUGAAAUUGUUUUCCAAUCUAUCCAAGGUUGGGAUGUAAAAGACUCAACCAGUUCAAGGAAUCAUCCGUACAAACCUCUGGGAACAGAAUUGCCCAUUAAUCAACUGACCAUUGGUUUACCCGAUGAGUAUCUUCCUGAAUUUAUAUCCCCAGAGAUUCAGUCACUAAUCAAUUCAACUGUUAACCUUUUAAAAUCUAAAGGCAUCUCUGUGGUACCAGUUUCACUUCCCCAUACACCUUAUUCAUUAUCAUGUUAUUCUGUUAUCAAUCAAGCUGAAGUGGCCUCAAAUUUUGCCUGUUACGAUGGUAUUCAGUAUGGACAUCGUUCGAGAAAAGUACUGACCACCUCCAAAGUGAACAGUAAAACAUUAACCAAAGAAACCAGGACAAACUCAACGUCAUCACUUUCAUCAUCACCUUCAUCAUCAUCAUCAUCAUCUUCUUCUUCUUCUUCUCCUUCUCCUUCUUCAUUAUCUUCAUCAGAGAUUGAAAUUAAUUCCCCAGACAAUGAAACCUUUGAGAAUUUCAUUACAUCAUCAAGAGAUGAAGGUUUGGGUGAAAAAGUGAAAGGUCGAAUCAUGGCUGGAAAUUAUUUCCUUUUAAAAGAAAAUUAUGAAAAUUUUUUCCUUCGAGCUCUUAAAGUUCGAAGAUUAAUUGUCAAUGAUUUUGAUAAGGUUUUCAAUGACCAGAAAAUUGAUCUACUUUUAACACCGGUCACUUUAACCUCUUCUUGUACAUACUCGGAAUGGAACCGUAAAGAUGCCAUCAACGAAGACUAUUGUACUCAACCUGCAAACUUGGCCGGACUUCCGGCCUUAAGUUUACCUUGUGCCCUUUCAAAGUCAACAAAUUUACCUUUAGCUUUGCAAAUAGUUGGACCUCGUUACAAAGAUAAUAUUGUCAUUGCCUUUUCGAAAUUCCUUGAAAGUUUAUUAUCAUUUCCUCGAUUAGUUUACAAAGGGGAUUGAUGAUUAUCAAUGAAUAAAUAGUUACACGAAAAGAAGAAAACAAAAAAAAAAGAAAAGGUCAAAAUUUGUAGACCCACUUGUUGAACACCAAAAGAUAAGAUGAUUUAUAAAUGAAUGUUUAUUUUAAAGUCUUUUGUGUGUAGAAAACACAUAUAGCAUUUUAGAAUUGAUAAAAUACAAUCUGAAUUAAAGAUGGACAAUAGAAGCUAA
Molecule: messenger RNA, 2406 nt
Organism: Panonychus citri (citrus red mite)
Lineage: Eukaryota; Metazoa; Arthropoda; Arachnida; Trombidiformes; Tetranychidae
Product: glutamyl-tRNA(Gln) amidotransferase subunit A, mitochondrial-like
Exons: 3
Coding region: 472-2196 (574 amino acids)
Biological process (GO): glutaminyl-tRNAGln biosynthesis via transamidation; mitochondrial translation
Cellular component (GO): glutamyl-tRNA(Gln) amidotransferase complex; mitochondrion
Molecular function (GO): glutaminyl-tRNA synthase (glutamine-hydrolyzing) activity
Source: RefSeq, a predicted model, not a curated record